Sporothrix schenckii 1099-18 is the source of this 2340-nucleotide messenger RNA. RefSeq lists its product as uncharacterized. The record is from RefSeq and is a predicted model, not a curated record. The transcript has a single exon. Lineage: Eukaryota; Fungi; Ascomycota; Sordariomycetes; Ophiostomatales; Ophiostomataceae. Bases 1 to 2340 code for a protein of 779 amino acids.
AUGCCUACUCCGUUCUCCGGUCUGUCAGGCUUCCCUGCCGGCCCGAGAACACCAGAGCCUACCGCUUCGUCCUUCCCUCCAGACGUCAUCGACGCGCAGCCACCUUCUCCGCCGCGCCCACGGUUGCGUCUGAAACGUCGUGCAGUCCCUCACCUUUCCGCGCCCACCCAAAAUUUCUUGGCUUCCGUCGCAGCAGCCGACGUGCCUAUCCCGAGUAUCGAGAUCCCCGACCAAGACGACCAUGAUCUUCCCAGCAUUAUGCAACCUCAGCGGCAGCCGCAACAACAACAGCGCACCCCGGGCCUGUUUCCGACUGACAGCAUAGAUAGCAAUUUGCUCAGCGUUUGUGGCCACAGCACAUUCUCUCCUCCUAAGACACCGGCACCAAGCGCCGUGCCGUCAGCAUCACCGUCGCGCUAUCCUAAUUGGCGCAUGGGUUCUGUCUUCAGCAGCUCUACCGAAUCCAGCCCCGACCCCGAAUGCGAAUCUUCUAGCCGGCCAUCAACGGCACGCUCUACUCAAACGAGCUCGUCAUCAUUGUUUAGCCGGUUCUCUCAACUGUCUGACGAUGAGCAUUGUAUUAGCCCGGAGGAAGAGACCUCUAGCACGUCCAAAGUCAGUCUCGGUGACCACAUGAACGAGCUUCGCCGGAACUCUGCUUCCGGGGGCACAUUCAGCAAUUAUACGGAUUAUAGCAACGACGACAGUACGGCUGCCGGCCAAAAGCGCCAUGCGAGAAAAGCUGCCUGGACCAACGCCAUGAGCUCGCAUCUUUGGGCAACCUACAUCCUGUACCUGCAGGAUCCCAAGGUCACACCAUUCCGGAUUGGCAAGAGCUGUAUUCCGCCUCAUGGCGUUCUUGUGCGUGUAGCCCGUGAAGCGAAGAGGAGUUGGAAAGGCGCGAAAGCCCUUGCCAAGAUGUCUGCCAGCAGCGCCAACUCUACGAGAAACUCUGCCGCUGCAUCCCUGACCGUACCUGCAUCUGUUCCUGCAGCUACACGAACUAGCGACAGCAGCGCACAGCCUGACGGCUCUACUAGCAAGAGUGGAAGCAGCACGCCCACCGCCACUGAAAGCAAGGCAAGCGGCACCUUUAUGGAGUGGCCGUUUACCAACGCCGCCACCCGCUCCCACCUGCGUGAGCUCUGCCGGAAAAAGGCAGCUACGCCUGGCGGUGGCGCUCGUGGCUUGCAGUACAUGUCCCGCAGCCCGACCCCUCUCACGCAAAGUGCCGCUACCCGUCAUCGUGAUAUGCGUGUGACACCUGGCCUUUCUGGGUCCUCCACAUUUGCAACCCAUGACAUGAUCAAGUCACUCGCCCUCAGCGCCUCGGAGACGAUGCUGCCGCACGGUCCUCUGGCUCAGCUGACACGCUCUGGCUCUGGUCCAUCUACCGGUCUUAAUACAGCCCCACCAUUAAGCCUUGACGGCACUCUGGCAUCUUCGACUGGCACCGCCGACUUUGCUUCUGUUGCACUUGCACCUGCUACUCAUUCUCCGGACUUUUCCGGCCGCCUCGCUUCUGCGAUCGAGACCGAGGAGCCGUCAUUUGCUGAGCGCCGCCGCCUUGGCUCCCCCUUCACGGCACGGAGCUAUGGACCGAGCUCAUCCAGCUCUCUUGCUGCCGUACUCGGCCUUUCUACUUCAAACUCUCGUCAGCCGCACACGGUUGGUCCGCGCCGCUCUUUGCAGUCGCCGGUUCGCCUUAGUCGUUCUGGCACUCAAAAGCGCCGCACCAAGCAUCUCAGCCAAGACCUUAGAAGGCGUCCUGGCCUGGCCUCCGAUAUCUUCACAGAGCCGUCUGCAGACCUCGCAGCUGGUUUGCCCGGAAUUGAGUGCCGCCAUGAUGGGUUCAACUCGUCGGGCGCAACGCACAACGAAAAGCUUUUCAUCCCAAGAACGGGGACUGUGCCGGCCCUGACGUCCUCUUCUUCAGCACCUCAGCUCGCUACAACGUCCUCAAAUUCCCAAUCACUCGACGAGUUUGCUUCGGCGUCGCAGCCGCAGCAACAGCAAGCAUCUCCGCCCUUGGUUCGGAGGCCCGAUAUGGCUGGCCUUCUUGACGCCGCGCCACUGCAACCCCUGGCACGGCUGGGGUCGCCGUUCUCGUCGCUGCCUGGAAACAAUACAAGCUUUAGCUUUCCCAACCGCUUCUCGCAACCUACCGAUCUCGAUAUAUCGACUGUGGGCCGGCCGUUUGCGACCGUGCAGCGUUCCCAGACGAAGCCUGUCCCUGCUCGCACUAACUUGGCUUCUCGACUGGCAUACAUUGACCAGCGCCUACGUGAGCUGAACAACCGGAACGACAACCAGCAUCGCCAGCCGGAUUCGCCUUCCUAA